Blepharisma stoltei is the source of this 1092-nucleotide messenger RNA. NCBI's taxonomy places the organism in Eukaryota, Ciliophora, Heterotrichea, Heterotrichida, Blepharismidae. The record is from the annotation of a GenBank genome assembly.
AUGGGCAGAUGCACAUUUACAAACUGUACCAAGCUGCUCGGCAAUUUUUUCGUCCUUUUUGUGUUUUUAGUAGUCUCCUUUAUAUACUCCAACGUAAUCCGACUAUAUCUCCCCUCCCUUCAAGACCGGUCUAAUUUAUGUCUCAAACUGCUCAUAUUCCUCGCAAUUUUCCACAUCAUUAUCUUUAUGUUUCUUUGAAGCUUUUUUAAAGCAAUGCUUACAGACCCAGGAAUGGUUCCUCCUUUAUGAGGCUUUUAUAUGGGAGAUGCAGAAAUAAAAAGAAGAAGAUAUUGCCUAAUGUGCCACGUUUUUAAGCCUGAACGUUGUCAUCACUGCUCUGCAUGUAAUCGCUGUGUGCUUAAUAUGGACCACCACUGCCCAUGGAUUAACAACUGUGUAGGCUUUUUCAACAGAAAAUAUUUUAUCUUGGUAUUAUUUUAUGUAUUGAUUUGUUUAUAUAUGUCAGUAGCUGUGAUGGCAAAGCCUGCUUAUGAUAACGCUCUUUAUAUCGUAAACACAAGAGAUCUGCAUGCUUAUUCAGAAGUAGUUUUAAUAGGCGCAUUUUUAUUUGCUGCAUUAUUGGCAGUUGUGCUUACGCUUUUUGCAAAAUUUCAUAUAAAGCUUAUAUUAGGCAACACAACGACGAUAGAACAGAUGGAUAAGAAAGCAAAUCAGAGGACAGGGCUAUAUGACAAAGGAAGGGAAAGGAACUGAAUUCAGGUUUUUGGGCAAAAUCCUUGGAUAUGGCUACUCCCUAUGACAGGGGUAACAGGAAAACCAAUAGGAGAUGGAGUGAUUUGGAAUAUGGAAAAUAGGUUCAGUGUGGAUGAGGCCCCAUCAAUUGAAGGAAAAGCUUCAAACAUUCCAAAAGCAUCUUCAUCAAUCCCUAUAAAAGAUGAACAAAUAGGUAGCAUCAAGCUCGUUAUGAGCCCACCUCUAAGCAAAGUCAGACAGGACUCACCUCCAGACGAAGGAAUUGAAGUAAAAAUUUCUCCAUCUUAUGAGCCUAGAAGAAAAUUUUUCGAGUCAACAGGCUCUACGUCUUCUAGAGACCAAAAUUUGAGUGACAGAGGCUCCAAAAUAUCUAUUUAA